This is a messenger RNA of Vicia villosa (hairy vetch), 1451 nucleotides long. Its product is annotated as PTI1-like tyrosine-protein kinase At3g15890. Lineage: Eukaryota; Viridiplantae; Streptophyta; Magnoliopsida; Fabales; Fabaceae. The record is from RefSeq and is a predicted model, not a curated record. The transcript is spliced from 4 exons. Gene Ontology annotation, molecular function: ATP binding; protein kinase activity. Gene Ontology annotation, biological process: protein phosphorylation. Bases 141 to 1265 code for a protein of 374 amino acids.
UUGUUUUUAAUUUACUCUUUUGUUUCUUGUUCUUUCUUUGCAUUUGCCGAUACAUAUUUUCAUCUUUCUUUCAAAUCUAAUUUUUCAUUAAGGAAUUUAGAUUCUUAAUACCAACAUACCUAAAUAUUCUAUCACAAAAUAUGUCCUUGAAAUGUUUAUGCUGUUUUCUCUCUAAUGAAGAUGAAAGUCCAAGACGGAAUGUUGAUGAGAAGAAAAAUAGUAGGGAUUAUCCAUGGGAAAGAUACACUUUGAAGGAGUUGCUUCGUGCAACAAAUAACUUUCAUCAAGAUAACAAAAUUGGAGAAGGUGGAUUUGGAAGUGUAUAUUGGGGUCAGACAAAUAAAGGCGUUGAGAUUGCUGUGAAGAGGUUGAAGACAAUGACUGCGAAAGCCGAGAUGGAAUUUGCGGUUGAAGUGGAAGUACUUGGAAGGGUGAGGCAUAGGAAUUUGUUAGGAUUGAGGGGAUUCUAUGCAGGAGGAGAUGAAAGGUUAAUUGUGUAUGAUUACAUGCCUAAUCAUAGUCUACUCACUCAUUUACAUGGUCAACUUGCCUCUGAUUGUUUACUAGAUUGGCCUAGAAGAAUGAACAUAACAAUUGGAGCAGCUGAAGGUUUAGCGUACUUGCACCAUGAGGCAAAUCCUCACAUAAUCCAUAGAGACAUAAAAGCAAGCAAUGUUCUAUUAGACACAGAAUUUCAAGCCAAGGUAGCUGAUUUUGGUUUUGCAAAGCUAAUACCAGAAGGCGUAAGCCAUCUAACAACAAGAGUCAAAGGCACACUAGGCUAUUUAGCACCAGAAUAUGCUAUGUGGGGGAAAGUUUCCGAAAGCUGUGAUGUUUACAGUUUUGGAAUCUUGCUUUUAGAAAUCAUUAGUGCAAAAAAACCGAUCGAAAAACUACCUGGUGGAAUAAAAAGGGACAUUGUUCAAUGGGUGACACCCUAUGUACAAAAGGGUGUUUUUAAACACAUUGCUGAUCCAAAAUUGAAAGGAAAUUUUGAUUUAGAGCAGUUAAAAUCUGUGAUUAUGAUAGCUGUUAUGUGCACUGAUAGUAGUCCUGAUAAAAGGCCUAGUAUGAUAGAGGUUGUGGAAUGGCUUAAAGAUGGUGUUUUGAAGAGGAAAAAAGAGGUUCCAAAUUUGAGUAGUGGCAAUAAUAAUAAUAAUAAGGGAGAUGGUGAAGAAAAUGAUGAAAAUUAUGAAGAGUUUGUGACAAUGCAGUCUAAUAAUUUGAAAAUACUAAGUGAUAAUGAUAGGCGCAAAAUGAGGUGACUUUUUAAAUGGGGUGGAUUUGUUUAAGAAAAACUAUGAGGAAAAAAUGUAAUAAUUGUAGGUAUUUUCUUGGCCUUGAAUAUGUCUGUAUUAUAUUUAAUUAAAUUUCUUGUUGUCUGUAAGGAUGUAUGAGAUUAUGACACAUCUCUAAAGAGAUGUAUUUCUGUCGAAUAUCAAUGUUAUAAU